Patella vulgata (common limpet) is the source of this 1436-nucleotide messenger RNA. RefSeq names its product fumarylacetoacetate hydrolase domain-containing protein 2. Lineage: Eukaryota; Metazoa; Mollusca; Gastropoda; Patellidae. The transcript is spliced from 7 exons. Bases 142 to 1002 code for a protein of 286 amino acids. Gene Ontology annotation, molecular function: hydro-lyase activity. The record is from RefSeq and is a predicted model, not a curated record.
AUUUUGAACAGCUGUAAAUCACAUGACACUUGAGGCUUAUCACAUCACGUUUUAACUUGAAAAGGGAUCCGGACGAGGUCAAGGGUUAUCGUACAUUAGGGAAACUUUCGGUUGAAUGCCCAGUAAUCUAACGUCGGAGAGAUGAGAUUUGUACAGUUUUUAAGAGAUGGGCGACAGCAUAUUGGCGUGGAACUGACAGAUGGCGGAUCUAUUGUUGAUCUGAACGCAGCAGAUUCUACUAUGCCAUGUGAUAUGCGAUCUUUUUUGACAGGAGGUCAACCCCUACUAGUUGCUGCAAAAAGUGCUGUUGAGAGUGGGCGCAAUGUGAUUAAUCGUGAUUCAGUAAAGAUUCUAGCACCUAUCACUAAUCCUGAUAAAGUUCUAUGUAUUGGUAUGAAUUAUGUGGAUCAUUGUGUAGAACAGAACUGUCCUGUUCCAGUUGAACCUGUUGUGUUUAAUAAAUUUCCUAGCUGUAUCAUAGCAACCGGUGAUGAUUUAGUUUAUCCCUGUGAAACACAGGAACUAGAUUGGGAAGUUGAAUUAGUUAUUGUUAUUGGUAAAGAUGGUAAAAAUAUCAAGAAAGAAGACACAAUGAACCAUGUAUUUGGAUACGCAGUUGCACAUGAUGUUAGUGCAAGAGAUUGGCAGAUGAAGAAAAAUGGUGGACAGUGGUUGUUGGGGAAAGCUAUGGAUUGUUUUUGUCCACUUGGGGCAGCUAUUGUUAUGAAAGAAGAUAUAAAAGAUCCCCAUAAUCUGCGGUUGACAUGCAGUGUUAAUGGUGUUAUUAAACAAGAUGGAAACACAAACACACUAGUUCAUAAAUCAGAAGAUAUAGUUUCAUUUAUUUCUAGGUUUUGUACAUUAAAAGCAGGUGAUAUAAUAUUAACAGGUACUCCACCUGGUGUCGGUGUAUUUAGAAAGCCACCAGAAUUUUUAAAGAGAGGUGAUGUUGUUGAAUGUGAAAUUGAAGAAAUAGGAAAAGUGGUUAAUAAAGUUGUCUAAGUAAUAUAUUACCUGUGGGUGCCUUAUACUGCAUAUUAUCAUAUGAGUACAUGUAAUCAAAUGUAUAUUGAGUAAAUGAAUAAAAUAGGGUUUAACAUCUUACUUUUCUGUACCAACUGGGCUAAUGAAGACACUGACAAUGUAUUGAAGCAAAACAAAAGUAAUAGAGCUCUAUAUUCAGAAUGGUCUACUUUAAUUUGGCUGUUUUAGUGAGGUGUGUGACUUACUAAACACAGUAUAAUAUAUUAAGCACAGCAAAUAAACUUAUUUCUUUUAACCUUUAAAUCAAAUACUGGGUGAUAUAUUAUUGAUUUUCUGUAGCAUUAAUUAUUCUGAUUUUUCUGCUGCAGCUUACUGCAAUAUGUGUUUUAUAUGUUGAUUUUUAUGUAAUUGUUUUAUUUGUUAAUACUGAUUAAAUGAUUUAUUCUAUACAA